GGUACAACAGGACACUACACCUUCUCAUGCAGGGUCUGGACAGAGAAUACUGUUUACAGGACCAGACGGCAUUGGAGAUUUCCGUCCCAAAUUGGACUAUUUCCCCCGCAGCAUUGGAAUUGGCCCAUUAUCUCCAGAUGCCACGAGUGACCUCAACUACCUCUUCCGGCCUGCAGCCACCGCGACCCCGCCGUUACCGAAACACCAAUACACCGGAGAAGUUGGCUGGGGUCUACAUUACAGCACUGCACUCAACAGGCGGACUACUGUCAUCAACCACACACUAUAUCAGGCACACUCAGCCCUGGUUUCGGGACAAGCAAACGACCUGCAGGAGGCUUGUUUGGAACCACGGCACACAUGAUACAUACAGCAAGGAUGACAACCAACAGUUCCCAUCUAAUGAAGUCUGCAGUAAAGGCAGUCAGUGCAUACGGAGAAAGCACAACCAGAUGCAUGACUUUUUCUCUAGAAUUUGACACAAGUCGAAUGAUUCUUGAAAGUGGUCAUUGAAUCAUUUAUUUAGUCAACUCUUUUGUAAAACUACAUUAAAUGCAUCUUUUUUUGCUGUA
Pimephales promelas (fathead minnow) is the source of this 572-nucleotide messenger RNA. The record is from RefSeq and is a predicted model, not a curated record. NCBI's taxonomy places the organism in Eukaryota, Metazoa, Chordata, Actinopteri, Cypriniformes, Leuciscidae.